This is a messenger RNA of Humulus lupulus (European hop), 2283 nucleotides long. RefSeq names its product WRKY transcription factor WRKY24-like. Gene Ontology annotation, biological process: regulation of DNA-templated transcription. Lineage: Eukaryota; Viridiplantae; Streptophyta; Magnoliopsida; Rosales; Cannabaceae. The coding region runs from base 92 to 1888 and encodes 598 amino acids. The record is from RefSeq and is a predicted model, not a curated record. Gene Ontology annotation, molecular function: sequence-specific DNA binding; DNA-binding transcription factor activity. The transcript has 5 exons.
ACCUAUAGAUAUUAUCUCUAUAUAUCUCUUCCCCUCUCCCUCCUUGUCUCUCUGAUACCGAAACUCAAUCCUUUUCUACUCUUUUUCUCUUAUGGCCUCCUCUUCCGGGAGCUUAGAUACCUCUGCAAAUUCAUUCCCCAACUUCACUUUUUCCGCUCACCCAUUUAUGACCACCUCCUUCUCUGACCUACUGUCCUCCGGUACUGAGGAGGAACCCAUCGCCGCCGCCGCCGCUGAUGACAGCCGACGUGGGCUGUCGGAUAGAAUCGCCGAGCGUACUGGGUGGGGUGUCCCUAAGUUCAAGUCCCUCCCACCUCCUUCACUUCCCAUAUCUCCACCUUCAGUUUCUCCUUCCUCUUACUUUGCCAUCCCAGCUGGGUUAAGCCCUGCUGAGCUCCUCGACUCCCCUGUUCUUCUUAACUCCUCCAACAUUCUGCCGUCUCCAACUACUGGACGGUUUGCAUCUCAGGUGUCUAGUUGGAAGAACAGUUAUGGGGACAACCAGCAAAGUGUCAAACAAGAACAGAAAAACUACUCCGAUUUCUCUUUCCAAACUCAAACAAGGCCUCCCACUUCAUCAUCGUCGAUGUUUCUACCUUCACACACUACAGCUCAGACUGCAUGGACUAAUAGCUUCCAAGAACCAACCAAGCAACAAAAUGAGUAUUCCUCAGGCAAGAGUACGACCAAACCCGAAUUCGCUUCGGCUCAAAGCUUCUCUUCUGAGAUUAAGAGUAAUAAUAGUGUUCAAACAAACGGUGGUUUUCAAUCAGAGUACAGUAACAAUAAUUACCCUCAGCAGGCUCAGGCCUUGAGCAGGAGAUCGGACGAUGGUUACAAUUGGAGGAAAUAUGGUCAAAAACAAGUGAAGGGAAGCGAAAAUCCGAGGAGUUAUUACAAGUGCACAUACCCCAAUUGUCCAACUAAGAAAAAGGUCGAAAGAUCUUUAGAUGGGCAGAUUACUGAGAUUGUUUACAAGGGUAGCCAUAACCAUCCUAAGCCUCAGGCUACAAGGAGGUCAUCUUCAUCAUCGUCAGCAGCAGCACCACCAGCUGCAGCUUUAAUCCAAACUUCCAAUUUAUCAAACUCUGAAAUCCCAGAUCAGUCUUAUGUCUCACAAGGCAACGGACAAAUGGAUUCAGCUACCACGCCUGAGAAUUCUUCUAUAUCAAUUGGGGAUGAAGAUUUUGAGCAAAGUUCUCAGAAGACCAAAUCAGGGGGUGAUGACUUAGAUGAAGAUGAACCUGAUGCCAAAAGAUGGAAAAGAGAAGGUGAAAAUGAAGGUAUUUCAGCUCCUGGUAGUAGAACAGUGAGAGAACCAAGAGUUGUAGUUCAAACAACUAGUGAUAUUGAUAUACUAGAUGAUGGGUACAGAUGGAGAAAAUAUGGGCAGAAAGUUGUCAAAGGAAACCCAAAUCCUAGGAGCUACUACAAGUGCACAAAUCCAGGAUGUCCAGUAAGGAAGCACGUGGAGCGAGCUUCCCAUGAUCUCAGAGCAGUGAUCACCACCUACGAAGGGAAGCACAACCACGAGGUCCCCGCCGCACGCGGCAGCGGCGGCCACUCCAUCAACAGGCCUCUGCCAAGCAGCAACAACAAUGCCGUGGCCUCCAUCAGGCCAUCGGCCAUGGCGCCACACAACAUGACUAACCAUAACACUAACAACAAUCAUCUUCAGAAUCUGAGGCUGCCCACAUCUUCAGAAGGGCAAUUGCCUUUCACUCUGGAGAUGUUGCAGAGCCCAGGGAGUUAUGGGUUCUCAGGGUUUGGGAACUCGGGAACGAGUUCGUACAUGACUCAGUCUCAACUCACAGACAAUGUCGUGUAUACUAAAACCAAAGAAGAGCCCAGAGAUGACAACACGUUUCUUGAAUCUUUACUAUGCUGAAACUGAAAAGAAAGAAUACGAAUCGUCAAGAAUAAUAAGGCAUGUUGUAGCAGCUAGCUGAUCAAGUCCAUUCAAUUCAUUGGAUUUUGUUUGUAUUGUGUUGUAUAUUUUUUUGUUCUCUUAGGAAAGAAAAAAAGGAUUACAAUUACAGGGGAUUGGUUUGUGUAUAUCCAACGUUGUAUGGUAUAGAUUUUCUUAUAUAUAACUUAAUUUAUUAUCAUUAUUUUUUUGUAAUUGUUUUGAGGCUUAUAUACAUGCGUUCUUUGCUACUAGAGCAUGAAAGCCUCGAAUCAGUUUUUUUUUUGUACCACACAUGACGUGGUAGUCUAUUUUUUUCUUCUUCUCUUUAUUGGGAGUUAUAAGUAAAAGAAAGAAUGUGGGUAUUUAAAUUUAAA